AUGCAGGGCCAGUCUGGUCAGUGGGUCUUUCAGCCGGCACCACCUCAGCUGGCAUCAUUUACCUAUCCUACUUCUAGACCUACACCUAUGUAUUGCCCACCACGUGGCAGAUCUCCUAGCACAUCAGCCACUUUGUCUUCUUCUCCUUCUCCUUCUCCAAAUGGUACACCUCCAAGUGUAUCUAAUUUGCGCCUUAGAGAUAGCAGCUCUGAGCCUGAGUCACUACCAUCCAACCAGUCUCAGAUCCAUCGUCGUCCUCCUGCACCUGCUCCUGCUCCUGCACCUGCACCUGCACCGGCUCCUAUACAGGGACCGAUACAUCAUGGUUUACAGCUGGGAGAUAGAGAUGCGAUAGGUUCUAUCCAAUCACGACACUACAAAAGUCGUGCUGGAUGUUGUUCGGAGGCUUUAUGGCAAUCAUUUUUAUACUUCAUGGAGUGA
Molecule: messenger RNA, 441 nt
Organism: Lycium barbarum (goji berry)
Lineage: Eukaryota; Viridiplantae; Streptophyta; Magnoliopsida; Solanales; Solanaceae
Product: vegetative cell wall protein gp1-like
Exons: 2
Coding region: 1-441 (146 amino acids)
Source: RefSeq, a predicted model, not a curated record